GGGCUUGAGCGUCGCGGCUUCAAUUCGGCCGAGCCCUCUACGCCACCCCACGGGACUCUCUCUCUCUCUCUCUCUCUCUCUCUCUCUCUCACAUACACGCACACACGCACACACCACUCUGCUCCUUACUUCGUAGUUGGCGAUCGCAGAGGGUGCGUUGGACGGAUAAGAGUGAAGAACAUCGGAAGAGUUUCCGCCUUCCAUCUCGUCUGGUCUCAUCUUGCAUCGGCAUCAUCGUUUCGUCACAUCUAGCAGCGGCGUCAUAAAUUGGAAUCAGCGGCAAGGCAAUCCGUCGUUGGGCGAUGUCUUGCACACAGUCGGUCCAAGUAACUGUAGUGUUGGAGGAAUGACCACCACCUACCUGCAGUGAUGCUGGUCACUUUGUCAGGAGCUUCGCCUUCAAACAAUUCCAACUCGUUCACUCGUGUAAGGUGCAUUCGUCAGCAUUCGAGGUCCGAGAAGCGGCUAUUGGCAGCGAGUCAACGUCAUUGUCACAGGGGAGCGAAUGAGAACUCACCUGUACUGAUGCUGGUGGCUUUGUCAGGAAAGGGGAGGGAACUUUCGCCUCCGAUCUCACCCCAUCAACUGUUGUAUGUAUGAUGGGAUCGCAAGCAAGGGGGUACGGUGGGUUCACUUUGGUUCUGUGAUCCUGUGCAGUGAAAUGUGGAGGGAGAGUACUCGUAGCGGAGGCUGCUCGACAAAGCCUGCAGCCUAUGGUCGAUUUGCGUCGACAGUUUGCACGCAAAGUAGGGGAAUGUCUGGCUAGCAGAGGCGGCGGAUCAAAGGUUGAGCCAAUGAUUGAUUUGUUUAGACAGUUUCUUGUGGAGUGAAUUGUGGAGGAUAACCGUAGGAUUCGAACUCAUGACCUGCUCGUCAAAAAGGUAUGUUUUGGCAGUUCGUACGCGAAGUAGGGCAAUCUGCAGCGAAGGCUGCGGGUCAAAUGUUGAACCUAUGAUUGAUUUGUUUAGACGGUUUCUUUUGUAGUGAAGUGUGGAGGGUAACCGUAGGAUUCAAAAUCAUGACCUGCUCGUCAAAUGUUGAGCCGCCGAUUGAUUUGUUUUGACAUUUCGUACGCAAAGUCGGGAAAUGGGUACCAGAGGCUGCGGGUCAAAGGUUGAGCCCAUGAUUGAUUUGUUUCGACAGUUUCUACGCAAAGUAGGGGAAUGGGAUGCACUUCAUGCGAGGGGUGGGGAGAUCCUUCGUGGCAUAAGCAUGCGGCAAUCUUCGCUUCGACGCCCACCGCUGGAUACCACAUCGGGGAUUGUUAAAACCCUCCUGAGAGGCACGCUUGGUUCUUCAGCUGCCUCUGCUCGAUACAUCGACGCGGGAUUUCGUCAUCCCUAUGUCGACACGGUUCAGGUGAUGGAGCUGGAGGCAUUGCAGAAGAGUUUUCAGGGGAACUUUCGUGCCAUUGAGCGGGCAGUUUCGUCCAUCAAGAAUCUUACUGCGAGGUUCGCACAGCUCAUAUCGAUGGAAUCGGGAGAAUCGGGAGAAUCAGGAGGAUUGGAUGGGCAUGCGGAGUGGGAAAUCCAUGACACAGAAGCUUUGGCUGUUGGGGGAGGAGGGGAUGGUAGACUUUCUGGGAGGAGGCACAUAGGUUUUGACGAGGAUGGGAAUGAGCGCACGAAGGCGGGACAAGCGGUGCAAGUGCCGACCGGAGGAACCUGCGUUGCAGGCCUCGAUGGCGGAAGUAAGGAGUAUGAUGAUGAUGAUGACGAUGACGAUGCGUCUCUUGCGCACGCGGAUGAAGCACAGCUUGUCUCAGACAUUGAUCAGUUCACCAUGAUGCUUGCCAUAGAGGCCAUGAUUGGUAGAGAUCUGGAGAUGAUUCAGAGGAUUGCGCGUGCAGUUGUUGCGUUUGCGAGCUCGGAGCACAUGGAAUCGUACUGUUCUCUCUGGUCUCUUAGACCUUUUGUGAAUGAAAAUGUCUUGAGGAAAGCAAGAACUCUUUGCAGGUCAUCGUAAAUGUUCAUGCCCACACCGUUUUGGCACCUAAGGCUU
Molecule: messenger RNA, 2001 nt
Organism: Chara braunii
Lineage: Eukaryota; Viridiplantae; Streptophyta; Charophyceae; Charales; Characeae
Source: the annotation of a GenBank genome assembly